This is a messenger RNA of Clarias gariepinus (North African catfish), 2946 nucleotides long. It is a transcript of the gene znf451, whose product is annotated as zinc finger protein 451. The record is from RefSeq and is a predicted model, not a curated record. Gene Ontology annotation, biological process: regulation of transcription by RNA polymerase II. The transcript is spliced from 14 exons. The coding region runs from base 171 to 2837 and encodes 888 amino acids. Gene Ontology annotation, molecular function: DNA-binding transcription factor activity, RNA polymerase II-specific; sequence-specific DNA binding. NCBI's taxonomy places the organism in Eukaryota, Metazoa, Chordata, Actinopteri, Siluriformes, Clariidae. Gene Ontology annotation, cellular component: nucleus.
UGCUAAUAUGGCUAAGUGCUGCGUUAACCUAACAGUUUUCCAGGUUCCUCCGCUGCAGACUGACUUUUACUAUGAAAAUUCGCUGCAUGUGUGUUUUUUCCGCGCUAAAGCCACUUGGGCUGUAAAUCACAGUGGAUCUAAGACUCAGGAACUAAAACACACACAGGACAAUGUCCACUAAUGCAGGCACUGAAGACGCAGAGGAAGAUGAUGUGGAAUUUGUGUCUGAGGGUCCUCUUAGACCUGUCCUGGAGUGUAUCGACCUGCUGAGUGAUGGAGACGAUGAUGCAGGAGUUUGUACGAUUGAGGAACAGGUGAACAGACAGAAGGCCCAAGCAGCUUCAACUUUGGAUCGACUGGCUCGCCAGGUUGCCGUGGAGAAGAAGGAGCGGGCAGAAAAGUGCAAAGCGUUUAAGGAGAAGAUGAUCUCGCAGCAAGCUCACGGGCGUCGUGAGUUGGCAGUGACUCAAUGCAGCAACGAGGACAACAGUGAUGCCAAACGCUGCGUGGACAUCUGGCUGAAAAUGCCAGGACUAAAGCCUGGUAUCGUUAAUACUGGUAUGGGCUGGAGGCGCAGAUCUGCUCCCAAUCCCUUGUUAAGGUCCUCCCCUCAAACCUGCCCCGUCAUCAACUGUGGACGCGUAUAUGACAAUGUCCCUUUGCUCGAGGGUCACCUUAAAAGAUUUGACCACUCUCCCUGUGAUCCCACUAUCACGCUUAAGGGAAGCCCCGCGUCUGUGUACGCCUGUGUGGCCUGUGGGCGUCAUUUUGACACCAAAGAGCACUGGAGAAUGCAUCUGGACUCUGAGUUGUCCUCUUCUAAUGCAGCUGGUCAUGACAGCUCUCAAACCUGCCUGUUGAUUGUUUGCUUCGCUUGCCCCAUAUGUUUCCUCCUGUUUAACCUCAAAAACGAGUGUCUCCAGCACAUGGAAGCCAAAAACCACUCCGCUCAGUCUGGCUCUCUGCACGCGGCGAUGAAGUCAUCAGGGCCAAUUCCAGUUCCACAAUAUGCAAAGAACCGGCUAAUUGCUUUAUGUAAAGAUAUUGCAUUUAGAGUCAGAUGUACAGCUUGCUCAAAGGUGCUUAAUUCACACAUGGAAGCCAAGGCUCACUUCAAUGUGCUCUGCAGACAGGGCUGUGCUAUUGCACAAGCCGAUCAGAGUGUGGCUGAUGUCAUGAAGCAGCUGAGAGUUUUGAGCCAGUGCACUUCCUGCUUCAAAAUCUUCUUACGCCAAAGACAGAUAGAGGAACACAGAGAACAAACACAGCAUGAAGUAGAGAUGAUUAACAGCAUGGAGCGAGCACUUCUAGUCUACAGCAAUUACAGUGAAAUUCGACAUGGUCUCAAGGCUACCGCCAGUCACACCUCCAAACAUGCCAGUGCAACCAUAUCUUCGUCGCAUAGAGAUAAAAGAGACGAAAAUGACUGUAUUUUGUCUCCUGCCAAGCGGCAGAGACUCUCUAACUCAAGUCCUCAAGUGAUAUGUGAUGGACCUUCGAACCUCGCUUGGUUCUGUGAAUGUGGCCUGCACUUCCUGGAGGAGGAUCAAGCCAGCAAGCAUCUUCUAGCAGCCAACCAGAUCUUUCACAAAUGUGCCGUCUGCGGUAAGCUAAUGGGCGAGCCGUCCAUCGCUCGUCUGCACAUGAGCAGGUUCCAUGGCGGCGCUCAUCUGUCCAACUUCCUCUACCACUGCAGGCUGUGCAAAUUAGACAUGCCAAGGAUUGAGGACAUCCUCUCCCAUGUUGGUGGUUCCCAUCAAGGGCACACCUUCUAUGAAGAACGAGAAAGAUCGAAAGAGGAAAUCUCGUCUUGUCCUCCUCAGAAAUCGUCCACCAAAGCAGGCAAUAGGCCAGCUGUUUGCACUCCACACGAUAUCCAAAGCAAAGAACGGUGGCUGUGCCGAAUGUGUGAGGAAAUAUUCGACUCUGAAGCAGUGGCGCUAAAGCAUUGCAGCGAUGUGACCAGUCACAGCUUCCAGAAGUUCGCUUGUGGCCACUGUCCACAGAAGUUCUUCAAAGAGUCGACCCUUCGCAGACACUGUGCUAACGAGCACAAUAAUCAGCUGCUCCUUCGCUACUUCUGCGGACUCUGCGACAGCAUGAUGUAUGACUCCGAGCAGGAGUUCACUGAUCACUACGCCAGCCUGCACAGCAAGGAUUACUACCGCUUGGACAAACAAGAGGAUGGAUCUCUCUCAGUCCCAGAGAGUUCUGAAGAGGUACCAACAACAAGUAAAAGCCUUUCCCAACUCUGUCCAUGCAUGGGCUCUCAAAAAGAGAAAGGGGAAACCAAGGCCACCUUUACAAGGUGCAUGAAGCAGCUGGCCAUAGAAGGCAAAUGCAGAUACUUCUGUCACCAGUGCUCAGCAAAGACAUCCUCUUACGCUGAAAUGAAAACACACAUGCACUUAAAGCAUGAAGCUUUGGGCAAGGACAGGAGCUUUGACGUCAUCUGUGAGUCAUGUUCCAAGAGCCACAAGGACGUGCCCAGUUUCCAUGCACAUUACCACGCUCAUCACUGCUUACUGGAGCCAUGUGUGUCCUCUCGAUGUGGUGGAUCGAGCAAGGUGGACGAACCAUUCAUGAAGAUUCUGAAUGCAGAGGAAAUCUCUGCUGAAAAGAAUGCUGAGGAGUUUCAGGAUGUAAAGACAGCCAUUGCUUCAAGCACCAUCUCCAAAGCAAACCAGGAUGACUUUGAUGAGGAGAUUAAACUGGCUUUGGCUUUAAGUGCAGAAGAAGCGAAGAAGCCAACAUCAUUUGACCAGGGUGGGUCAAGCUUUGUGUGUCUAAAAAGAGAAAUGGAAGAAGCUCUCAAGAGAAGUCUGGUGGACUUUUGAUGAGGAGCUAUACACCCACACAUCAUUGAUCCUUUAUUUUCAUGUUGUUCAAGUACCGACUGUUAAAUGUUUUGUGUUCUAUGGAGUAAAUAAAGAAAACUAAGUGUAA